AUGGACCUCCGAGCAGGGGACUCGUGGGGGAUGUUAGCUUGCCUAUGCACAGUGCUGUGGCACCUACCUGCAGUGCCAGCUCUUAAUCGCACAGGAGAUCCAGGGCCUGGCCCCUCCAUCCAGAAAACCUAUGACCUCACCCGCUACCUGGAGCACCAACUCCGCAGCUUGGCUGGGACCUAUCUGAACUACCUGGGGCCCCCUUUCAACGAGCCUGACUUCAAUCCUCCUCGGUUGGGGGCAGAGACCCUGCCCAGGGCCACUGUCAACUUGGAAGUGUGGCGAAGCCUCAAUGACAAACUGCGGCUGACCCAGAACUAUGAGGCCUACAGCCACCUCCUGUGUUAUUUGCGCGGCCUCAACCGUCAAGCUGCCACAGCUGAACUGCGGCGCAGCCUGGCCCAUUUCUGUACCAGUCUCCAGGGCCUGCUGGGCAGCAUUGCAGGAGUCAUGGCAGCUCUUGGCUACCCACUGCCCCAGCCUCUGCCAGGGACUGAGCCAGCCUGGGCCCCUGGCCCUGCCCACAGUGACUUCCUCCAAAAGAUGGAUGACUUCUGGCUGCUGAAGGAGCUGCAGACCUGGCUGUGGCGCUCAGCCAAGGACUUCAACCGGCUUAAGAAGAAGAUGCAGCCUCCGGCAGCUUCGGUCACCCUGCACUUGGAGGCCCAUGGCUUCUGAUCUCUGACCCUUAGCUC
This is a messenger RNA of Microtus ochrogaster (prairie vole), 695 nucleotides long. It is a transcript of the gene Clcf1, whose product is annotated as cardiotrophin like cytokine factor 1. Lineage: Eukaryota; Metazoa; Chordata; Mammalia; Rodentia; Cricetidae. Gene Ontology annotation, molecular function: cytokine activity. Gene Ontology annotation, biological process: positive regulation of tyrosine phosphorylation of STAT protein; cell surface receptor signaling pathway via JAK-STAT; positive regulation of B cell proliferation. Gene Ontology annotation, cellular component: CNTFR-CLCF1 complex; CRLF-CLCF1 complex; extracellular region. The record is from RefSeq and is a predicted model, not a curated record.